This is a messenger RNA of Paramecium tetraurelia, 366 nucleotides long. RefSeq lists its product as uncharacterized. The transcript has 2 exons. Lineage: Eukaryota; Ciliophora; Oligohymenophorea; Peniculida; Parameciidae. The record is from RefSeq and is a predicted model, not a curated record.
AUGAACUUUAUGAAUACUCACUCAUAAUUUAAUAUCUAAAGGAAAACAAUACCUCGACCAACGAUAUCUAGAUAAUUUACAAGAGAAAAAAGCUAAACCAAUUUUAACCCAGCAACUCCAUCAACAAAAUUUCGUAUUACAAAUAACAUUCAGCAAAUAAAUAGAGAUAAAAUCCAGAAAGCUUGUGGGAACUAUUUUAAUCAAAACGACGAUACAACUGGGAGCACAAAAAUGUCUAAAGGAAUGACUUAGCAUUUAUUAAAAAAACAUGAAAUUGAAUUUAAGCAAUCGUGGUUUGAAUAAGAAGACAGAGAAGAAGAAAUUCAAUUCGCUCUUCUUCUCUAAACUCUUGAUAAGAUCUUGUGA